AUGGCUGCCCAAAUUUCCAAUCCAAUCGCGCCUUGCCGCCGCAUAAAGCUCAACGUCGGGGGCAAGUUUUUUGAAACUACCCUCUCCACCCUCCAGUCCGCCGGUCCUGAUUCCCUCCUAGCUGCCCUUUCCAACCGCGCUGCCUAUAACCCUAUCUUCAUCGACCGGGAUCCUGAAAUCUUUUCCGUCCUUCUCUCCCUCCUCCGCUCUAACCGCCUCCCUUCCGCCGCCCUCCGCCGCUUCUCUAUCCACGAACUCGCCGAAGAGGCUCUUUAUUACGGCGUGGAGUCCCGUCUCCGCUCUGCCUCUUUGCCCUCGCCGCUUCAUGGCAUAGACGCCGCCAUCGUCGAUACCAUCCGCCCUGCCUCAGACGCUGUUCCUUCCACUUUCUCCGCCGGAGAAGAUGGUUCACUUUGGAUCGCUCACGGUGGUCAAAUUUCAAUAUACGAUUCCUACUUAUCAUACUCCACCGCCGUCCGUACGCAUCUCGAUGAUAUCACCUCGAUUUGCCGGGUAUGGCCAGAAAUAGCCGCUGUCGGAUCCGAAUCCUCAUCGGGUCUCCAUAUCUACGACCUCUCCAGCGGUCACUAUACCGGUUCAGUUCACUGGACCGACCAGGACGAUCCACGGAUAUACAAAGCCCGAGUCUGCGCCAUCGCUAACUCACCCGACUCGGUCUUCGUAUCAUUCGAUUGUCCCCAUAGAGAAAACAGCGUCCUCGUUAUCGACAAAUCAACGCUUCAGGUCUCAUCAGAGCUGACUCGCCAAUCAGGAAGCGCCGCCAAGAACACAUUCCCCGGAAAACUGACGUGGCUACCGGAAACUAGUUUGGUUAUCGGAAGUGCUGUCACAUGUGGGGCAUUUGGUUAUUCAGGUUAUAUUAGGAUAUGGGACCCGAGAAAUAAGGAAGUGGUAUGGGAAACGAACGAGCCGGGUUCAGGGCGGAGCAGUAGGUUCGGAGACUCAUUCGCCGACGUCGGUGUCGACAUUGACGAUUCGAUACUCUUCAAGAUAUGUUCAAAAUCUGGGGAUUUGGCAAUGGCAGAUAUUCGUAAAUUAGGGGAUGAUCCUUGGGUAUAUAUGGAAGAUACAAAUCCUAGCAUGAGAGAAGCUAGCUAUGGUGGGAAUGAGGUUCAUUUGCAUUGCUAUAAAAGGCAGGUAUUCGUGGGGAAAGAUGGAGGAUUGGAGGUUUGGUCGAGAUUGAAUGAGAGAGGUGGUUGGAGUGAGCAAAGAGGGGAUAGUGAAAAUGGAAGAGAUGAGAUGAGUUUGAAGAGGAAUUAUGUGGAUAAAGUGGAGAUGGGAGAGAGAGGGUUGAUAAAGAGAAUUGAAGGAGGUGGGGAGAGAUUGUUUGUUAGCAGAGAAAAUGUGGAAGGGAUUGAGGUCUGGGAGAGUUCUAAUCAUUCUGCUAUCAUUUCUGUUUCCUCUUAA
Gossypium arboreum is the source of this 1428-nucleotide messenger RNA. RefSeq names its product protein ENDOPLASMIC RETICULUM-ARRESTED PEN3. The record is from RefSeq and is a predicted model, not a curated record. The coding region runs from base 1 to 1428 and encodes 475 amino acids. The transcript has a single exon. NCBI's taxonomy places the organism in Eukaryota, Viridiplantae, Streptophyta, Magnoliopsida, Malvales, Malvaceae. Gene Ontology annotation, molecular function: protein binding. Gene Ontology annotation, biological process: protein homooligomerization.